CGACAUCUGAAUUCUUUUUCCAGUUCUCUCACCCGAAACAGUCUCUAAAAUGGAACAUGUGUUGUCCAUAUGGACCACUUCAUUGAGCUCAAGGAGUGUUAAAUCAAUGCACAUGCAAGUACAUUUAGGUGUGAGGGUAUCUUCACUUAAUCACCUGGAACUGAUGGACGUGUUGCAUUCUGCAGGAUCUCAUUACAAGAAAGCAAAGUACUUGCUAGUGGAGAAGAAGGGAAUCAUCAGUGCUAUUCUGCACAAAGAUUCGACAUCUAAAGAUGUCUUAAAAUCAUUUUUUCACGCACUAGUUGUGGCAAACCUUACAGAUAAAAAUAAGCCUGCGCAAUUGGAAAGCCAAUCAUGGAUGGAUAAACAGUAUGAAGUUUUUAUUCCAAAGGUACGUCUUUGAUGUUUUUCCUUUCCU
Molecule: messenger RNA, 418 nt
Organism: Quercus lobata
Lineage: Eukaryota; Viridiplantae; Streptophyta; Magnoliopsida; Fagales; Fagaceae
Product: protein root UVB sensitive 3-like
Exons: 3
Coding region: 50-403 (117 amino acids)
Source: RefSeq, a predicted model, not a curated record